AUGGAUUUUCUUAGGAUGUGGAAGCAGGGAGGAUCACAGCCAGAGGUGACACCUUCAUCAAGAGGACGGGAAUUCCAAACAAAUUAUGCUAAAGGGAGAGAAUAUGUAUUACAAGCAGUCAACAUAGAAGAAACUUUGAAAGAAGGAGCUCCUGAUUUCAUUCAAAAGGCGUUGAAUGCAAGGGAUCUGUACCAAAAAGGAAUUGAUCUUUUUAAGAAAGCGGAAAGAAUCAAUGUCAUGGAAGUGUCUGUAGAUCAACGGAAAGAAGUCUCAGACUCUAAGCGAAGAAUGGAAAAUUACCAGAAAAGUGCUGAGGAACGCUCCAUGACUUUAUUAAAUAAACUAAGCAGUCAAGCCACAAGUGCUCAGUUGAAACAAAUGGGAGCACAAUCUCGAGCAGCCGCUGGUAGUUCCAACUCUCGUAACUUGUCUUCUGGAAAUAGAUCAGCUAUGGUAGUUCAGACUAUGAAUGCCAAUGCUGCGCGUUUGAAUCAAGAGCGGUCGAGGCAAGCGCUUCUGAAGGGUGUUGAUCCUAAAAUAGGUGAGCUGAUCUUGGCUGCGAUGAACGUCGAUACUACUGUAAGGUUGUUUCAUGUUUGCGGCUGUGAAGCAGCUAAAUUAGCUCUUGAAGAAAGCGUUAUACUACCGAGAUUGAAUCCCGAUUUGUUCACUGGGUUGCGUCAACCUGUUAAAGGAAUUUUACUAUAUGGUCCUCCUGGAAACGGAAAAACCAUGCUGGCUAAAGCUGUUGCCAACGAGUCUAAUCAACAGUUUUUCAAUGUAUCAGCGUCCACACUCAUGUCAAAAUGGGUUGGUGAUGGAGAGAAAACGAUGAGAGCACUGUUCCAUAUAGCUAGAAAUGCUCAACCCAGUAUUAUAUUCAUAGAUGAAAUUGACUCACUCCUGAGAGAGAGGUCCGAAAAGGAUUCUGAAGUUUCUCGGAGAAUGAAAACCGAGUUUCUUGUUCAAUUCGACGGAGCUUCAUGUAAUGAUCAAGAUAGAAUUUUAGUGAUUGGAGCCACAAAUAGACCUCAAGAUCUGGAUGAUGCAGUUUUGAGACGCUUUCCUAAAAGGAUACUACUCGGUCUGCCGGAUGAUGCCGGUCGCCACGUACUUAUUAAAUCCAUUCUGCUGCAGCACGGCAUGCUGAGAGGGUUGCAGGAUUCUGACGUAAAGUAUAUUUCCUCUCGGACUAGUGGAUACUCUCAUGCUGAUCUUGUUGCGUUAUGCAAAGAAGCAGCAAUGUUCCCUGUUAGAGGGAUUGACCGGGCAAAGUUACCGCAAACAAGUCAAAACUCUGUAAGAGCCCUAACGAUAUCAGAUUUUGAUAAAGCUCUUCAGAUUAUCAAACCUUCUUCUAGUGCCAAACAAAUGGAUGAGCUAUACGAUUUUUCUAAACGAACUGGAGGUUAA
Molecule: messenger RNA, 1413 nt
Organism: Auanema sp. JU1783
Lineage: Eukaryota; Metazoa; Nematoda; Chromadorea; Rhabditida; Rhabditidae
Source: the annotation of a GenBank genome assembly